AGAAGAAGAAGUAUAGAACAAACAAGAAGAUAUAGAUAUAGAUAUAGUUAUAUCUAAUAUCUAUCUGUUCAUUUGAAAAAGCUUCGCCUGUGAAUUCAUUUUAAUUCAUGGCAGCAGCUUCUUCAUCAUCAUCAUCAUCAUCUAAGCUUCUAUCUCUCUCUCGUUUCACCGACUUCUCACUCUUCCACCACGCGCCGCCGUACUCUCACCACCUCCUUUUCCGUCCGUUACCUCCGCCGCCUUCCAUCUCCGUCACCCCCGCAUCCGCCGUUAAAAAACGUCCGAUAGCAAUCGUGAGCUGUCUAAUCUCCGGCGUAGACGGCGGCGGCGUUUCCGAUGACUUCGUAUCAACGCGCCGGUCGGACCGUGAAUUCUCCGUUAUCGCAAAUAUGUUGAAGAAGAUCGAACCGUUGGAUACUUCGGUGAUAUCGAAAGGCGUUUCUGAUUCAGCAAAGGAUUCGAUGAAACAGACGAUUUCGACUAUGUUAGGUUUGCUUCCGUCUGAUCAGUUUGAUGUUAUGGUUAGGGUUUCCAAACGUCCGCUUGAUCGAUUAUUAUCGUCUUCAUUGAUUACAGGGUAUACGUUGUGGAAUGCAGAGUAUAGGAUAAUGUUGAUGCGGAACUUUGAAAUUUCUUGUUUUAAUGACGAGAAGAAGCUGAAUCCUGGAGGUGAGGAUAAUGAGGCUUCAGAUGAGAAGGUGGAUGUAAGUGAGUGUUUGUGUGAUAGUGUCGUGAUGGAGUGUUGUAAUGAAGAAUCAGAGAGAUUGAAUUUGCAAAGUUGUUUGGGUGAUUUGGCCCCCGAAGCGAUGAGUUAUAUACAACAGUUGGAAUCGGAGUUGGCUACAGCAAAGAAGGAACUCCAUGCCAGGAAACAGGAAAAUAUGCAAAUUGAAAAUACAAGAGAAAGUGACAAUGAUCUUUUGAAGUAUUUGCGGUCAUUAGAUCCCGACAUGGUGAAUGAAUUAUCCAGACCAUCAUCUACAGAGGUGGAGGAAGUUAUACGAGAACUUGUACAGUGUACAUCUCGAAGAUUCUUCAAGGAGGAGACUAUCUCUGAUCCAACAAUAGCUUCAGAUAUAGGAAGCCAAGAGAACUACCCAAGUGAUGAUGAGGACUUCUGUGACACCAUGGGCACUUCAAGAGAUUAUCUAGCAAAGCUGCUUUUCUGGUGUAUGCUAUUGGGUCAUCACUUGAGAGGCUUGGAGAACAGAUUGCAUCUGAGUUGUGCAGUGGGCUUGUUGUGAUAAAACUAAAAUAAAGGUAGAAAAAUGUAUAUGCUUUUCCCUUUAUAAGUUUCCUAAUUAUUGUUGUUACUUGUUCAGAAUACAUCAAGUCAUGAUAUCAAAUGCCAUGUUCUUGAUUGUAUUAAGUAAAUCAUUGUAGUAUUAUUAUGUGAAA
Erigeron canadensis is the source of this 1398-nucleotide messenger RNA. RefSeq lists its product as uncharacterized. NCBI's taxonomy places the organism in Eukaryota, Viridiplantae, Streptophyta, Magnoliopsida, Asterales, Asteraceae. The transcript has 5 exons. Bases 108 to 1244 code for a protein of 378 amino acids. The record is from RefSeq and is a predicted model, not a curated record.